CUCAAUUUUUCUCAACGAGUCUCUAGUGAUUUGCACAAGAAAAAUUAAAAAAUAAUGAAGUGAGGGGGCCAACUUCGCGCUAAAAAUUGAAAUUGCAUUUACGGAGAAAGUAGGAACUCUCAAACGAUUUUUAAAUAAUUUGUAUAAAAAGUGAAGAAGAAAAAGGUGGUAAGGGGGGCAAACUCACAGAGGUCAAACUUCGCUCCAUGUAGGUUCCAUUCGGUUUUCGAACUCGAGUUAGAGAGAAUUCAAUUCGAGUAUAUUCGAGUUACGCCCAACUCAAGUUGACUCGAGUUACAUCACUAGUUGACAAUUUGACAGGCUUACAUCGACAUCGAUCGAUUUAUUCGUCCCUCAAUUUGCCAUUUUCAUAUAAGCUUUGCCUGAAUUUUAUCAGCGGGUAGACAGAUAAAUAUCUUUACGAUGACGAAAAUAGAUUAUACUGGUUUGGCUGAAGAGGCUGACAAGGAUUACGAUGAGGGCGUCGAUGGAAUCAUUGAUCCUUAUUCAGAAGAUAACCAUGAUUUUGCGAAAUUGCUGCUAGAGAUGUGUAAAGUUUUUGACGAUGGCAGCACUGAGAUGGGACUUGAGUUUAUGAAGUUACUAAAACAAUUCAGCAGCAGCAAUUCUUUGAUAAUGGAAUCUGGUAAUGGGGCAACAAAACUGGCUGAACAAGAGGGUGAUAAUGAACUCAAAUGUGAACAUAUUGUAAAGAGUAUGGACUAAAUAACAUUGGAAUUGCCACUGUAAUGCAGAUGUUCAUAUUUGCAAACAUCAUCAAGUAGUUAUUUUAUUUUAUUUUAACCUGUACCAAAAAGAUCUCCAAUGCUUGUGAUAAUUUAUUUGCAAAAUAUAUUUAGUGAAAACAAUAUGUUUCUUUUAAUACAAUAAAAAUAUAUUAAACUGCA
Messenger RNA from Papilio polytes (common Mormon), 908 nucleotides. RefSeq lists its product as uncharacterized. NCBI's taxonomy places the organism in Eukaryota, Metazoa, Arthropoda, Insecta, Lepidoptera, Papilionidae. Bases 424 to 726 code for a protein of 100 amino acids. The record is from RefSeq and is a predicted model, not a curated record. The transcript is spliced from 3 exons.